GGUCCCUUACGGCAUUCGUGCCUGACUGUCGGAUCCCAAAUCUUUAUCUUCAUAACAAGUGUUUGGAACCUCCCAGCACGUUGGGAAAUCCUCCCUCUCUCUCUCCUCUCAUGGGAUUUUCUUUCUUUCUCUCCAAAAGUCUUUAACCGAAAAAAAAUGACUAAAUCUAUCUAUAGACUUCUGUCUUUAUUCUCCUGUUUAUGUCCUCUCUCUUUCUACCAGUCCAAGGUUGUGAUUUAUCUUUUAUUUCUCUCUCUCGUGGUUGCCACAUGAUUAAAUGUUUUAAACAGUUUGAUGACAUGUCGGUGAUUAUGAUGCCGGGGGAACGUCAUUAAUCCUCUUGGUGCAAAUAAAGCUGUAAGGUUGACUGUCUGUAAUAUGGUAUCCUGACAGUUCCUAGCAACGUAUCGUGGAGGUACAGUGCUGUGACUGUUGCUUGCUGAGAUGGUAUUUCUUCAUACUGUGACGACUCUGUUGUUGGGCGAAGGUUUAAGAAUGUCUAAGUUAAAGCAGUACAGCAGGCCAAGGAUACUACAACCAGAACAUUUCUGAGAGCUUUUAAAGCCAUGGAUAGGUGUAAGCAUGUAGGGCGUCUGCGACUCGCCCAAAAUCACUCCAUAUUGAAUCCCCAGAAGUGGCAUUGCAUGGACUGUAACACCACUGAAUCUGUUUGGGCCUGUCUUAAAUGCUCCCACGUGGCAUGUGGUCGCUACAUCGAGGAGCAUGCACUCAAACACUUUGAGGAAACUAGGCAUCCUUUGGCUAUGGAGGUCAAUGAACUUUAUGUCUUUUGUUAUCUUUGUGAUGACUAUGUGUUAAAUGACAAUGCUACAGGGGAUUUAAAACUGUUGAGAAGCACUUUAAGUGCAAUAAAGAACCAAAAGUGCAGUCCAAUGGCACGCAAUGGCAGGGCAUUGCGGUCAAUGGCUUGCGGGGAAUCUCCUUGUUCGUUUCAGAAGAACAAAAAAGGGCAGACUCAUAGUACAGAGCAGAUGUUCACUGCUCUUUGGCACAGACGCCAGUCUUUGCUAACAAAGGCAAUGCGCAUUUGGUUUGAACAAACAACCAGUGGUAAACGUAGAUUGGAAGAAAAGCGGCUACAGGAGGAAAUGGACAGAAGAAAGGAGGAAGCAAGGAAGCGGCGACAGGAGCUAAAGCGUAAAUUCAUGGAGGAGCUGGUCAAUGCCCCACCUCGGAAAAGUGCAAGGAUUUUAUUUCAAAUCCGGAAGGAGGACCAUAUCUCAAAGUGCAAAAAACCAACUGGAAAAAAGGUGCUACAAACUGCCCCUACCUCAAAACGACAAAGGAACAAAAUUAAGCGGUAUUAUGCUACCAAGCGUAAACCAGUGGUAACUCCUGGUGUUACGGGUCUAAGAAAUCUUGGUAAUACCUGCUACAUGAACUCUAUCCUGCAAGUACUCAGUCACUUGCAAAAGUUCAGAGAGUGUUUCUUAACCCUUGAUCUCUGUGAGACUGAAGAACUAUUGGCAAGGACCGCAAAUGGCAAAACACGAUUGUCUAACAAGGUCACGCUGGGGAUUGGUCCUGCAUCGUGCAUAGCAGGAAGAAACGAUCAUGUGGGAGCUUCAGGGAGAUACAGCAUGCCAGCUGGUUUGAACGGAGGUGCCUCUAUGGCCAGGAACCUGGAACUUAUUCAACCCAAGGAACCUAGUUCGAAGCACAUCUCUCUUUGCCAUGAACUUCACACACUCUUUCGAGUAAUGUGGUCUGGGAAAUGGGCUUUGGUGUCUCCGUUUGCUAUGUUGCACUCUGUAUGGAGCCUGAUCCCAGCAUUCAGGGGAUAUGGUCAGCAAGAUGCUCAGGAAUUUCUUUGUGAAUUACUGGACAAAGUGCAGCAGGAGCUGGAAUCGGAAGGUACAAAGCACAGGAUCCUUAUUCCUUUUUCUCAACGGAAGCUCACCAAGCAGGUUCUCAAGGUGGUGAACACCAUCUUUCAUGGGCAGCUGCUCAGUCAGGUCACGUGCCUGACAUGCAACUACAAAUCCAACACCAUUGAACCAUUUUGGGAUCUUUCACUGGAGUUUCCAGAGCGUUAUCAUUGUCUUCAGAAGGGUGCUACUCAGCUUAAAGAAUGCACUCUGACGGAAAUGCUGGCAAAGUUUACAGAAACAGAGGCUUUGGAAGGAAGGAUUUACGCUUGCGACCAGUGCAACAGUAAACGACGAAAAUCCUCGCCAAAGCCCCUCGUCCUGACAGAAGCUCAAAAACAGCUAAUGAUAUACAGACUACCUCAGGUCCUCCGUCUGCACCUUAAAAGAUUCAGCUACUGUGUUUUUAGGUGGUCUGGCCGCAACCAUCGUGAGAAGAUAGGGGUGCAUGUCAACUUCGACCAGGUAUUAAACAUGGAGCCUUACUGCUGCAGGGACUCUUCCUCCACUCUUGGCAAGGAAAGCUUCAUAUAUGACCUCUCAGCUGUGGUGAUGCAUCAUGGAAAAGGAUUUGGCUCAGGACACUAUACCGCAUACUGCUACAACACAGAAGGAGAGUUUUGGGUCCACUGUAAUGACUCUAAGCUAAAUGUGUGCAGUGUGGAGGACGUGUGCAAGACCCAAGCCUACAUUCUCUUUUACACUCAAAGAACCGUGCAGAACAGAGUGGGGUUUGUCACAGACAUGCAUUCUGAACCUCAGGUGCCAACCAGAAAUCCAGAGAAGAACAGGAGACUGACCUUCCCCUAGCAUGGGGUGCAAAAAUCAUUAUUGGAAUUCACUGAAACCAUCCAGCGUCAGCCAUUGGGAACCAUGUUGGGGCUGAUCAAACACAGAUGUGGUCUCUUGUGGGCUACAGUUGCCGUAGGGCUCGUUUACUGAAGCAUAUAUAGCCUUCCUAUGCAUAAUAUGGUAGGGUUUAAUUCCGUACUUGUCAAUUAAAAUGGUUUUUUUCAAAGUGUCCAACUGUCCCAGGUCAGAUGAUGUGGAUGUGUAUGGUAUCAACAUUCCUGUUGCAAAAGUUUUUCUUAUUCCCCAUCCACUCCCCCCAAAACAAAAGGUGGCACAUCUAUUGUCAACGUUUAUGUUGCUGGCUGAUCUUGAGAUGCAACAUUUCUGAUACUUGCUUUCAUCCUUUAACUCCCAGAAGGUGCCUUUGUUUGCCACAUGAUUCACUGACUGAACAUAGGUACGCGUGUUCAACCCAUUCUCAUUGUGUACUGGAUGCAGAAUUGUUUACUCCCUGUGGUGCAAUAGCAAGCUAAGCUUGAUCUGAUUCACUAAUUCUGCAUUUUCACAUCAUGGCCAGGGCUGUUUCACAUUUGCAUUGACCCUUCACUAAUUAUUUCAGGCUCCAUUGUACCAGCUAUGACUUGCCGCUAAUGCUGCAGAACAGUGAAGAAACCACAAGAGAAAUCCUUGUCCCUUUGCUCCCAUUUUAUGAUUUUGUACUUUAUUUAAGUGUAAGGACUCGUGCUGUGAAGAAUUACUGACGCAACACCAGUCUCCUCACUAAAACUACUUACAGGCUUGUAUGAACCUUUAUAAGAUGUUCUUUUUCUGAUAAUGUAAAUCCCUCUGUUGUGAGUCUGAUCGCUUCAGAACACACUGUUCUUGGGAGUUAAAGCAGCCAUAGUGAUUCAAUGCACUUCUGCAAACUCUUCCUUGCCUGAGCUUUUGUAUGGAUUUUGUGUGAGGGUAGAGAUUGUGUUUUCAGCCAAGUCCUGGUCUUUAGAUAGAUUGUGCGUAGCUGAUCAUGCAACAAUAACAUGGCAGCUUUGGAACUGUAAGUUAUGAUUUUUGCAACAAUUUCAAAAUAAAUGUGGGAGAUUAACUUUAUUCAAUAUGAUUUUACAUGUGUAAGUAGUCUUUGCCAAUUGUGUGACCUCCCUUUUCCAUUAAGAUUUGGUUUAACUUUGAUAAUUCUUUUAGGAAUUCAGACUAUUCAGAACAAAACAAAAACACAAUUCUGCUGCCUUACAGCUAGCAGGUUUGAAUAUAUUCCCAGUUUUCAGAGUAAUGUUGCCCCAAGGGCUGUUGGCCACAGUGGGUUGCAACAGCAUUGGUUGGGCAAUUCCUUUGUCUGCUCCUGGGAUCUCACUGAGUUAACUAAUCUUUCCCAGUAUAAUGAUAGUAGUGUCCCUAGACGAGGUAGGUUGGAAGGAAAAUCAGUGAGGAAUAGCCCCAGUCGCUGCUGGAAGUUGUGCCUGUUCAUGUCAGGCACGUUCUGUCAACACAAGAUGCUGAGCGCUUGUGGAACUGCACUGUAGCGUGGGUCACCUCCUUCAAAGGGAGGAGCGAGAAAAGGAGGAAUUUAGUAUACAUUUGUAGUGUGCCAUCAUAAUAAACCAGAGAGAGAGAGAGAGGGAAAGGCGCAAGUAGCGGGGAGGGAGGAGAUCUGCUGUUGUCAAGUCGCUGAUACAUAUACAACGGUGAGAAGUUUGGUUUGUCGUCUUUUUUUUUCCUGACUUAGUUCGAUACACCUUAGGGGAGAUGGGUAAAGCUGCGUGAAAUAUGGUGCCAUUGAGUUUUAAAUCUUAUUUGAAUUUGUUAUUCCUUUUCCGAGUGGGAUUUUUGAAAGGUUCAGAAUUCGGCUGUCAAACUGUUCUCACAACAUGUUUUCAGUAUUUGGCUCCCAGGUUGGUGCCAGUGUAUCACUCGGCUGGAGAUCGCCCUAUGCCUGUGCAAUGAUUUUUUUUUUCUCUCUGGCUGAUCCUUUCCCGUUCCUCAGGGGACAGAUUGCUCUCUGUUUUGCCAUCCUUCAUCCAGCAACUCAGACAGUGAACUGACGAAAGUACUCAGGAGGAUGAAAGUUUUAAAUAUUUGUUGAGACAAAUUUAAAUUCACUCUUGCCUUUUUUACUUUCUUAUCUUCUCCUUAAGUUUAGAAUUUGCUGUGCUAUUGGAAUGUGCUGCUUCCUGUCACUGCAAUCCAUCCUCCCAGUUGUAGAUAUUUUUACUUAACCUGUUCAGACACCUAUGGAAUAAGUGGGACUUAAACCCAGGCCUUCUACCUUAGAGAUAGGAACACUGCCACUGCACGACAGGAACCAAUUGCAAACUUGGUGGCAUCGAUUGCUCUGCCCAUCUUACGGCAGCACAGUGCCUCAGUGGUUGAUGUUGCCUCACAGCGCUAGGGACCUGGGUUUGAUUCUUACCUUGGGCUACUG
Chiloscyllium plagiosum (whitespotted bambooshark) is the source of this 5118-nucleotide messenger RNA. The record is from RefSeq and is a predicted model, not a curated record. Lineage: Eukaryota; Metazoa; Chordata; Chondrichthyes; Orectolobiformes; Hemiscylliidae.